UUUUAUAAAAGUACAUCCAGUGUUAUUUUGGGUCGUCUAGAUCAGUCUUGUAAACGUAAUUUGAGUAAGAAUACACUCAAGAGCGAGAUGCAUGCUUAGCUGCAGAUAAAGCGUUAGCCACCAAUGCUAACGUUAGCUGCAUGCAGGAGCCCUGCAGAAGUCAAGCAUGUUGUCAAGCUAACUUUGGUUGCUGCGGGCAGGGAAAUUAUCUUCGUUUAGAGUUUUAUUCUCACCCUGUUUUGCCCUUUCAUAGCAAUGGAAGCCACGCAGGCGAUCAGUGACUCGAUCUUAGAGUCAGAGGAGGAGGAAAAUGAAGAGGAAAACCAAAACGAAAGGCAGAAGCCGUUGGCCAAACUGUGCAUCUUAAGUAAUCCACACAUCCCCGAAAUGGAGUUGCCCCUCUUCCUGGGAGAUAAUGUCCUGGGCCGUGACCCCAACAUCUGCACACUACAGUUGCUGGCGCCGUCCGUGUCCAAGCAGCACGCUACCAUCAGCAUCUCUGUUUACCAGAGAAGAGGCCGUAACAGUGACGUGAACAUGGAGGCCCUGGUUUGGGACGCAGGGAGCAUGAAUGGGACCCGUAAGGGACGCCUAAAGCUGACCCCUAAUGUACGUUAUGCCCUCAGUGAGGGCGAUACCUUGGUUUUGGGGAACAUCCCAUGUCGGUAUGUAAGCUCAAGGGGGGAUUCGGCUCCUGCCCUGGGUGACAUGGGGACAACCCCGUGGAGACAUUCGGAAGCAAACGCCAGAUUGUCAGAUUUCUCCGGCCGUAAAUGGGAUGACGUUGACGCAGGAAGCAAGAAAUGUGUCAAUAUGGGUGCAAAGGCGGAGAGGAUCCCUGUCACAGGCGGCUGCCUCUCUUUUGAGCAAACGCCGAUCCAACCGAAGGGCACCUUGGUGCCCGAAUCUGAUUCAGACUCAGAGGGUGAAGGAGGGAGGCGAGGAGACAGAAGGCAGAAAACCAUUGUGUCUGAGUCCGACUCCCACAAAUCCAGUCCCAACUCUUCUGCGUUCUUAAGUCCCAAAAACCUAACUAUACCCGAAAGUGAAGACGAAAGCCCCAUCACGCCGUCCUCCUCCAGCAGAAAUGGGUCAAACAGACGCGUCAGUUUCAGCUUGGAGACGACGAAUGUCGACCUAGCAGGACGGCGCCAGGAGAGAAUCGAGUCGCCCGUGUUCGUGGGAAACGGUGAGCAGGAAGCAGAAGAAGGAGCAGCGAAGGGAGGGACGCAUUCAGGAGAAAGCGGAACAAACGUGAAACUGGAAAUCAACGAGAGUCUGACGGGAGACGGUGGGUCGACGUCCGUCUCCCGAGACAACGUCUCUGAAUUUCACCUGGACAGCGACACCGAUGUGGAGGACGGAGAGGAAGAGGCGACACCUGCUGGGCAACCCCCAAACACAGCCUUGUCCCACAGGGACGGCGACACUGGUGUCAGUGGAGAGGUCCCGGAUAAAGCUCUGAAAGCUUUGCCUUCUACCGAUGGAAGAACAGAACCUUCUCAGGUUGCUGGUUUUCAACUUGAGGGCAUCACAAUAGACAGUGACACAGACGCAGAUGAUGAUGAUGAUGAUGAUGAUGUCUGCCUCCUAUCCAAAGCCACGUCAUGUCAGCGUGUGCAUUCUGCUGAGCCAGCCCCCUCGCCACGGUCUCAAGAUUUCCACUUGGACAGCGACACGGAUGUGGAUGAGGAAGAAGAACGGGGAAGUCCCGAAACAUUCGGUAACAAAUCCGAUAAACCUCCAACUAGAUCUGCGCCUCAAAAUCUGCACCCAGGGGAUACCUGUGACGAAGCGGAGGAUGACCCGUCCGCAGCCGGUGCACCCGCGGCCGAUCUGGAUAUAUUGUCCGACAGUGACACGGACGUGGACGAAGAGCAGCCGGUGCUUUCCGCCGCAGCACCGGCAGCCCGCCAGCCCGAUCCCAGCGCAGACAAAGAUGUUUAUGAGCCUCUGGUUUCCCAAGCUGGAGACGAGGGCGGUCCAGCUGACCUCGGAAUGGAAAGUGAUACGGACGUGGAGGACGAGGAGGUGAACCUUGUGAAGGCAGGGGAGGGCUGGAUGCCCCACCUGCCGGCAGGAAACUCUCCAGGGUCUCUGGUUCCACUUCUGCAGAACUGUUCCACUCCUGUCCAGCUUUCAGAAGGAGAGGUUGCACAAAUGGAAACUCAGGCCUUCACAAGCCCUACGUCAGGUAGAUAUGCUGUACGAACGUCUUUAAGAGCAGCGGUAAUGUCCUCCUGCUCCGACAGCCAGGAGGAUGAAGACUUUGCUGUGGCUGAGACCCAGUCCUUCAUCCUUCAGACCAGAAGUUGCCCCGACGGCUUCAGAGCGAACCUGGCGUCUGUCCUCGACUCCUCUGCUGCCAAACCCGAGGACCGGUCUCCCCGGGGAGACUCCUUCCAGCUGGGACUGUCUGACAGCAGCCACCUGCAGGGUGAGGUCAGGGCUCUGGCCAUGGAGAACACCCAAGCUUACGUCUCUGCAGAGGAUGAAGUUAACCUGGAGGAGACCCAGGCCUAUGAGGCAGGAACGGCUGCGGAGAGUGACCCGAGCCUGGAGGCCACGCAGCCCUACGGCGAGGACGAGGAGCCCGCCGCAUGUUCAGAGACGACGAAAAAAGGAGGCUGUGCUGAUCUGGCGUUUGAAGCAACUCAGGCGUAUAGCUCAGAGGCUCACGGUGAUGGUUCAGAUGAUAAGGGACAAAGUCCUGCCGGGACUGAGAGCGUGUCUCCAGCGCGUUCGUCUACGCUGGCCAUGGCUGAAACCCAGCCAGCGUUGUCGCCUGUAAAGGUUAACGAUCCGGUCUGUUCUGUCGGAGUCGUAAAAACCGGAGCGAGGAACGAAACGGCGGAGCAUCAAGGAAGGCACGUCGCCGGAGCUCCGUCAGUGGCCGAAACACAACCCAUGUGUGCAAGUGACGGCGAGGAGAGCGAGUUCCUGAAACCUGCCGGGGAGCAGAACCCCCAGAGAACGCCUUCGGCCUCGUUUCUCCCCCAAACCCAACCCAUGAGCGACAGCGAGGACGACGACGACGGGCGGCCAGCACUGUCCCUGCAGCCAGACGCCUCCUCGGCCUCGUCGCUGGCUGAAACCCAGCCCCUGCAUGUCAGCGCUGACGAAACUCAGCCGAUGGAUGUAUGCGACGGCGACGCAGGGAACGAGGACGAUGAGACGCUGCGUCCACGAAAAAGAAAAGCAAAGCAGCUUUAUGUUGGCGACAAAGAGUCGCAGCAGAACACAGACUCUGUGUCCCAGACCUCUGAAACCCAGCCUGUGGAUCCCAGUGAGGAUGAGGACGACGAUGAUGAUGAAGACUCCAUGCCACGCCUACGGAAAAGGAAAGCGAGGCCCCUUCAGCUGGAGGACGAGACGCAGACCCUCGUUGGCUCCCAAGUCUCUGCUGCUGCAUCCCAGCCUUCAGCUGCACUCGAGGAAGAGCAAAGCAGCCAAGACUUUACGGCCGCCCGGAGAAGGAAAGCGAAGCCGCUGCUCAUCGAAGACGAGCAGACUCAGCCUCUGGUCGGCUCCGAAGCUGCCGCCGUUGGGACGAGUGAGGACGAGGAGACCCGACUGGCGGCUGCCUGCGACGAUGGAGAAGGUCGGCCUGAAAGGGAAGCAAAGGCUUCGCCCUCUGCCGCUGCUGCCGUUGAAGUUCAAACGGAAGCGAGAGAUGGAAAAAGUGAUGACGAUAAGUCUGUGACACGUCCACGAAAAAGCAAAGCGAAGCAGCUUCAUCUCCAAGAAGAGGAGGAGACUCAGCCGAUAGCAGCUUCGGAAGACUCUUCAGCUGAAUGUCAGCGUAAAAGUGACCAGGAAGAGGUGAAGGCGGCGCAUCGACGGACCAGAGGGAGAGGAAACGCAAGGAAACAGGAAGACGGCGAUGAGGAGGAUGAAAACGCUAAAAAAGAAAGGCCGACAGAGGAGCGAGGAGGCGGGAAAGUCAGAGGAGAACACGGAGAAAAAGAAGAUGUCGAGCCAGAAAGACGCACCGAGAGGAAAGAGAUGAUAAACGCAACGCCAGCAAAAAGACAACAAAGAAAAAAGAACAAAUCAGGAAGCGAGAAAGAAGAUCAGAAGGAAAAAAGUUUGGGAACAACAAAGAUUGACCCAGACGAGAAACCCGAGAGGACGGAGGAGGAACAGGAACGCCGAGCAGGACUGGAGGAAGCAUCAGAAUCUAAAGAAAACCAACUCAGAGGAUCACAGGAGAACGGGGAGGAAGCGGAGAACCCAAAAGGUUCUGUAAGAGCGCGCAGGGCGGCACGGAGAACAGCUGCUGCCCCGUGUGAAGCCGGGCCUCAGCAGAACCCGGCCUCAGCGGCCAGCGAGGAUUUCCCUGCGAGGAGAACCCGAUCCCGUUCCAGCUCCUCCAACUCGGUCAGCUCGGAGAGAUCGGCCUCCGCCGCCAACGCCCAGGAGAGCAGAGGCCGAGGAAGAGGAGCGAGGAGGAGGAGCAGCAGCGAUGCCCCGCAGGCGGCUGCUGUGAGGAGCAGCCGCCGACGGACGACGGCGGCCGCAGCACAGCUGGACAGGGAAGCUCAGGUGCUCAGCGCCUCCCCCAGCUCCCAGAACAGAGGAAGAGGAGGAGGAGGAGGAGGAAGAGGGAGGAAAACAUUUUCGCACCCUGUUGUUGUUAGAGAAUGUGAACAGAAUCCAACGGUGAGGAGCAGAAAGCCAGCAGGGUCGUCCACUGAGGUUCUGCAGCACGGUAAUAAAAGAAAAGCAGAUUCUCAGCUCACCAGUACCAGUAGGGGGCAGCAGCGAGCCAGUGCCCAUGCAUCUGAAGCUUUGGUAUUAAAUAAUGAGGGGCUUGAGUCAAAUCAGGAGAAGAUAUCUGCAGAUCUAAAAUCCCCUGUGACUAUGAGGGGCAGGACUGUGAGGGGCCGAGGCUCCAAAGCCAUAAAAACCGAACCGCCAGAGGAGGCUGAAGCUCCUCCAGGAGGCGAGGCCAGGAACAGGAGAACGACCAGAACCAGUCAGGCACAAACUGAAGUGGACAGAGGACAAAAACCAACCGAGGCAGGAAGGAAAGAGGAGCAGAAGGAAGAGAUUCCUGCUGGUCUCCAGAGGAGGAGAACAAGUCGAGCUUCUAGCACUCAGGUGAAGGAUGAAGAGUCUCUCCCUGAAAUGGAGGAAGGUGAUGGGAAGACGGUGGUGGUGGCGGUGGGGGCUGCUGAGAAGAGAGCCAGGGGUCGAACAGCCGUGGUCCGGAAAAAUAAAAACCAGGCGCUGCAGGAAACUCAGACAUCAGGUUCUUCCUUGGAUCAGGAUGGAAACGAGGAAACGUCACAGAUCCCGGCCAUGACUCCUUCCCGGAAGCGACGGGUGUCCUCAAACUCCUCCCCUGUGGCAAAGACUCCCCGCUCCUCCUCUGCGUCUCCGGCUACGAUUAGCCGACUGCGAGCUGGGAGCCAAGCCUACAAGGUUCUCUUCACCGGGGUGGUGGAUGAAUCUGGAGAGCGGGUGCUGAACCGGCUGGGGGGCGCCAUGGCCAAAGGUGUCUCCGACAUGAACUGCCUUGUGACCGAUAAAGUGCGAAGGACCGUCAAGUUCCUGUGUGCCGUGGCUAAAGGCGUCCCGGUCGUCACCACGCAGUGGCUGGAAAAGAGCGGUAAAGCCGGGAGCUUCCUCUCUCCGUGCGGUUUUGUUGUGAAAGAUCCGGAGCAGGAGAAGAAGUUCGGCUUCUCCCUGCAGGAGUCUCUGAGGACUGCAAGUGGCCAGCCUCUCCUGCAGGGAUACGAGAUCCACGUCACGAAGUCGGUAAAGCCGGAGCCGGUCCACAUGAAAGACAUCAUCACCUGCAGCGGCGCCACGUUCCUGCCAAAGAUGCCCACGGUUCACAAGCCUCGGACCGUAGUGAUUUCCUGCGAGGAGGACCUGCGACUGUGCGGCCCCGCCGCUUCUGCGUCGCUUCCCGUCGUCACGGCCGAGUUCAUCCUCACAGGGAUCCUGCAGCAGAAAGUCGAUUUUGAGGCUCAUGCACUUUCUGCCCCGGCAGCCGACCCGCCGCCUGCUGAGGGCCGGGGAAGAGGCCGAAAGAAGCCUUAGCAACAAAUACUAAAAACACAUUUGGGGUUGUAGGUCUCUAUUAAGAUUAAGGUUCCAGACCUUUUUGUCUGUGUGAAGGACUUCUGAAUGUAUUUACCGUCAAGUGCGAAUGCAAGCAAAGUUUCUAACUACAGUUUUGUUGCUUUUAGGCAUUUGUCAUUCUUCCCGUUAGCUGACGAGUUUUAAAAUUCACUCCCGGAGGCCGAAACGCGCCUGUGAAACGGAUUAUGGAGAGAGGAUGGGGGGGAUGAAAAUGUCGCCCCUGCUUCGGAAGUCUAGUUUCAUUUUUAGCUCCUCAUCCUUUUGUAGGUUUUAGCAGCGACAAGCGCGGCUGCCGCCUCAGAGGCAGCGAGUUUUCAGGCAGUUUUUUUUUGUCAGGUAUCAACCAUGAAGUUGGAGAUGUUUGAAUCAUGUUCCUGCGUUAGAGCGGUUGUGCUCGAAGGCUCUUUAUUGAAAUCUAUCCGCUCCCGACGUCCGUAGAUGCAACAAGCUUGUUUCCCUCGCUGAUAAAGAAGUACUCAGUGCCUUUUAUACCUCGGAUGACCAACACACCAGUGUGUCUGUGGCUCCUUUCUCCAUUAAGCAGCUCCACUCCAUUAAGGCGUCAUUCAAUCCGAUCGCCUGGAGGGAGGGAUGCACACCGUGUUGUCUUCCUGCUGCUCAUCCUGCUUCUGCAGCAACAUUUCAUCCUGUUUGUUCAUCACACACCGUCACUGCUUGUGAAGGUCCGCCGGUGUACGGAGGUCUGGCCGGGUCUUUGAUCUGACCUGCUGUGGAUGGGCUUUCAAAGACGGAAUCAAAACCAUGUUUCUGUGGAGCUGUUUCCUUUAUCUGUGACUCGACAACGAUUGUAUUGAAUAAUGAAAACCUUAAUUAUUUUGUAUGUAUUGGAGUCGUCUGCAUUCGCUCUCCUUUCUGUAUGUUGUUGUCAUAAAUAUCUCACUUGUGUCUCAUCUCAA
This is a messenger RNA of Fundulus heteroclitus (mummichog), 7010 nucleotides long. It is a transcript of the gene mdc1, whose product is annotated as mediator of DNA damage checkpoint 1. Gene Ontology annotation, molecular function: protein binding. Gene Ontology annotation, cellular component: nucleus. Gene Ontology annotation, biological process: positive regulation of transcription initiation by RNA polymerase II. The coding region runs from base 256 to 6051 and encodes 1931 amino acids. The record is from RefSeq and is a predicted model, not a curated record. The transcript is spliced from 11 exons. NCBI's taxonomy places the organism in Eukaryota, Metazoa, Chordata, Actinopteri, Cyprinodontiformes, Fundulidae.